Messenger RNA from Trichechus manatus latirostris (Florida manatee), 1850 nucleotides. It is a transcript of the gene TNFRSF13C, whose product is annotated as TNF receptor superfamily member 13C. Gene Ontology annotation, molecular function: signaling receptor activity. Lineage: Eukaryota; Metazoa; Chordata; Mammalia; Sirenia; Trichechidae. Gene Ontology annotation, biological process: tumor necrosis factor-mediated signaling pathway; positive regulation of B cell proliferation; B cell costimulation. The record is from RefSeq and is a predicted model, not a curated record. Bases 1 to 1053 code for a protein of 350 amino acids. Gene Ontology annotation, cellular component: external side of plasma membrane. The transcript has 7 exons.
AUGGCUGCGGGUCUCCGUGAGCCUCUUAGGCCACCUGCUGUAGGCAGCUCCAGGGCCCACCCAGGGGAGCUCACCUCUAGCGGCAACCCAGGCCCAAGUGUUCUGGCCCCAAAUCUGACGGCCAAGGAGCAGCCCUUCCUAGCGAGGAGGGGCUCUGUGGCAUGGCGCCUUGUCUCCUCCACCCCUCAGCAAGCAGACGAGCAGCCUGCCUGUGACGAAGGCAGGGGCACCCAGGCCACAGAGGGGAAGUGGAAUAGCAGUGCCACCUCCCCCACAGGGCUGGGGCGGGCCAGUGACGUGCGGGGCACAGGGCCAGACAGGUGGAGAUCAGGCCUGGCUGCACUGGGCCACCCUCUCCCAGGGACAGGCUCCCUGCUCCUGGAUGCCCACAAGCCUCAGCCUGCCUCUGCCCAAGGUCUGGCCGGAGGGUUAAAUGAGGUGGUGUAUGGAAAACUCGACCUGGCGCGCCUGGGCGUCAGGACUCGGUCCCUGCAUUGUGCUCGGCAGCCCAGCGUGAUAGAGCUAGGAGCGAGGAGCAUGGGGGGCAGGGACGGGCCAGAGCCCACCCUGUGCGGCCAGGCCGAGUGCUUCGACCGGCUGCUCCGCCUGUGUGUGGCCUGCAAUCUCUUCCGGACGCCCGAGCCCAGCCCGGCGGCCAGUGCGAGCAGCCCGGCGACCGGGACGGCGCUGCAGCCGCAGGAGUCUGUGGGCGCGGGUGCCUUCCCCCAGGGGGCGCUGCCACUGCCAGCGCUGCUCUUCGGCGCCCCCGCGCUGCUGGCGCUGGCGCUGGCCCUGGGCCUGGUGGGCCUGCUGAGCUGGAGGCGGCGGCGGCGCGGGGCGGUGCCCCUGGAGGCCCCGGACCGCGACCGCAACGGGACCCCGGACAAUGUCAUCAUCCUCUCCCCUGGACCCAUUGAUGCCACAACUCCUGUCUGGUCUCCACCUGAAGACCCAGCUACCACCCCACCUGGCCACAGUGUCCCUGUGCCAGCCACAGAGCUGGGCUCUACUGAGCUGGUGACCACCAAGACAGCCGGCCCUGAGCAGCUGUAGCGAUGGAGGGGGCAGGAGGUGGCCCUGUCCUCCCUGUGGGCCGCCAACCAGGGGCUUGGAAGUUGAAUUUGGCUCUUCACCCCAGCACCCACCUGCCCCUUCCUGGAAGCCAGGCAGCUCCCCUGCUGAACCCUGCAGAACCGCAGACACUACAGACCACAGUGCUCAGAGCCAGCAUGGACUGUUCGGCAUGUUCGCCUUUAGCUUCAGACCAUACCAUCUUUGACAGCCCUGGAAGGUUGUAUCUGAGCUCCUGUGCUUUUGAACGAUUGGGGCACCACAUAGGGUUUUCCUUUAGAGUGGGAAAGCCACCAUUUCACCAGAAUGAGUCUAAGUAAAGGAUAACGCAGGAGGAUGCUUAGUUUGCAACUAAAACCAAAAAACCAAACGAGUUGCCAGUUCUGACUCAACGGUAACCCCAUGUGCGCAGAGUAGAUCUGUGCUCCAUAGGGUUUUCAAGGCUGUGACCUUUAGGAAGCAGAUUGUCAGGCCUUUCUUCUGAAGCGCCUGUGAAUGGGUUAAAACCUCUAACCCUUCGGUUAGUAGUCAAAUGCUUAACGAUUUGUGCCAUCCAGGGACUCCUGUUUGUAACUAGUUGUAUUUCUUUAAUACUUGCUCUCAGAGCUGUCCUGCUUUUAAACUGAUGUAAAUGGUAGCAAUGAGUUUGCUUUGAGAUUUAGUUUGCUUUGAGAAUUAGGGAUGAGAAAUAGCCUGCCUGACCAAACGGGCAACAAUUACUCAAAAGCAAAGGUGAGAAGAUAAGAGGACAGGGAAACUAGAGUACUGAAAAGGGAACA